Messenger RNA from Ixodes scapularis (black-legged tick), 567 nucleotides. Its product is annotated as homeobox protein Nkx-3.2-like. The coding region runs from base 1 to 444 and encodes 147 amino acids. Gene Ontology annotation, cellular component: nucleus. The record is from RefSeq and is a predicted model, not a curated record. Gene Ontology annotation, molecular function: DNA-binding transcription factor activity, RNA polymerase II-specific; RNA polymerase II cis-regulatory region sequence-specific DNA binding. The transcript is spliced from 3 exons. Lineage: Eukaryota; Metazoa; Arthropoda; Arachnida; Ixodida; Ixodidae. Gene Ontology annotation, biological process: regulation of transcription by RNA polymerase II; cell differentiation.
AUGCGGUACGGCUUUCAGCCGUCACAGGGGGAAAAGUUGAAAAGCAAGAAGAAGCGGUGCCGAGCAGCUUUCUCUCACGCGCAGGUCUACGAGCUGGAGCGGCGAUUUAGUCAUCAACGCUAUCUGUCCGGUCCUGAAAGAGCAGACUUGGCUCACGCGCUCAAGCUCACAGAAACACAAGUCAAAAUCUGGUUCCAGAACAGACGUUACAAGACAAAGAGACGUCAAGGACAGGAGUGCGAUCUCUCCCCAGCACUAGUGAGCCCCGGUUGCCGGACAGCGUCCGUCAAGGUCCUCGUACGGGAUGACCAGCUCGUCUACCGAAGAGAUGAGGUCGUGAGACCGGCCGUGCUUCUACCGUCGGUGCCCCUGCCUGGACUGUACCCACUCUACGCGUACCACAGGCACGUCAGCACGUGCUCAUACGUUGGUUGCACGUCAUGAACACAUCACAGCAGACCUUGGACAGGGUGAAGUGGAGUGACCUGCUUUUCUGGAUGGGUCGCGAAGAAAACAUUGGCGUGGGGACACGAGCAAUCCAAAGUUAUACUAAAAAUAUAUUUUCAG